Messenger RNA from Nezara viridula (southern green stink bug), 303 nucleotides. NCBI's taxonomy places the organism in Eukaryota, Metazoa, Arthropoda, Insecta, Hemiptera, Pentatomidae. The record is from the annotation of a GenBank genome assembly.
AUGACGGAUCUAGAUCGGAAGGCCGUGGUAGCAGGCAGCAGUGCUACCAUUACUGGCAUGGAGCCGAAGACGGUAGGAGUCGGCUGGGUCCUGAUCAGAAAUCAACUGCGAGAGUUUCUGUUGGGGGAGGAUUUGUUGGUAGCUCCUGUACUUGAACAAGGUGCAACAUCCAGGGAUAUUUAUCUACCUCGUGGCGAAUGGAGGGACGAAAACACUGGUAAAGUCUAUACUGGUCCUACUACACUUAAAAAGUACCCUGCACCUUUGGAGGUCUUACCAUACUUUGAAAGGAUCAAAUCUUAG